This is a messenger RNA of Cimex lectularius (bed bug), 12899 nucleotides long. RefSeq names its product apolipophorins (gene Apoltp). Lineage: Eukaryota; Metazoa; Arthropoda; Insecta; Hemiptera; Cimicidae. The record is from RefSeq and is a predicted model, not a curated record. Gene Ontology annotation, biological process: lipid transport. The transcript is spliced from 75 exons. Gene Ontology annotation, molecular function: lipid carrier activity. Bases 281 to 12778 code for a protein of 4165 amino acids.
AAGUGAUUUGUUAGGCUGUCUUGCAUGACGCACUGAACUCUGACCCCAAAAAUCAACCCUUAUCUAUGUUUGUUUAACGAGUCUCUCUAAAUCCCUUACGAAUAUCUGUACAGUUUAAAUAAUUUUGAGAGGACGCCGGGUGGUUUCGAGUGUUUUUCGGAGAGUUGAUGUCGAGGGUGGAAAGUGUGGACCAUUUCUAGCAUCAAUUUACCCCCUGGAUUACGACUGAACCAACAUAUGUAACCGGUUUAAAGAUGUUGGCCUGAAUGGUGUCUUAAAUAUGGAAUAUAUUAUCAAAGUGUUGUUAAUUCUUUCAACACUAUCUACGAGUUGCUGUUUCUCAAAAAUACUUCGAGACGUAAAUAUUUGCGGAAAUCCUGUCUGCAAGGGACCAGUUAAGUUCGGAUUUCACAACUGGACUUCGUACAAGUACGCGUACAAAAUAUCAACAAGCACGAGAUUUGAUGGCACUGGAUCAAACUCUUCUAAUUUAAACAUAGCUGCUGUCAUUGAAAUAAAGUUCAAGUCUCAAUGUGAAGGCAUCCUUGAAAUUGCAAGUGCUGAAAUAUCACAUGGUGCUGAUGAAAUUAUUACAAAAAACUAUGAAGAAAACAGAAUAUUCAAUUCUGCAUUAACUGAGAAUCCUUUAAGGUUUUUCUUUGAAGAUGGCACAAUAUCGCAGAUAUGUCCAUCGAAAAGAGAAUCAGUUUGGGGUCUCAACAUCAAACGAGGAAUUUUGUCGUCAUUUCAGAACACGAUGGAAAGGUUUGAUUUAGACCAGCAUUCGUUAGAGCGAGAUGUUAAUGGUGACUGCUUGGUCGAGUAUCUCUUUAAGGAAGUUAACGGGACGACAUUGAUCGUAAAAAAAAAUAUCGAUCUGCUGUCGUGUGUAAAUAGGCAUCAAAUAUAUUCCAUAAUACCUUUGACACCAUAUAUAUUUCAAAAGAAAUACCACAAAUGGACACCCAUGAACUCGUUUGUUCGUUGUACCCAGCAUAUUGACCACAAAGUGCACACUGCGAUAUAUUGUGAAGAAGAGCAUGCUUACCAACCUUUCUACAAUCAAACCAAUGGCGCAAAAACGGUAUCAAAAAGUGAAAUUAUUCAAUUGUCAGAAGAUAAGCUCUCUUUCACAGAAACAAGCAGUAUCAAAGAAUUGGGUGAGGUUGAAUCUAGGAGAAAUUUGUUAUUCGACCAUAGUAGGCCAAAAAGAGCAACCCAUGACAACUUAUAUGAAUGCAAGAAGCAAAUAACUUUUCUAUGUGAACUUCACACAGUCGAGUUUCAGCCAAAAUAUCCCGAUUCUUUUAACAGGCUUAUACACAUUGCAAGGGACUUGUCGACCGAUGCACUUACAAAAUUAUACAAAGAUGCUGACAAAGUAUGCGAAACGGGAAGGAAACACAUGCUUGAUGCUCUCCCGUACAUCAGGAGCAAAGCAUCGAUAAAAGUGAUGACAGCGGCAGUUGUAAAUAGGGAAAUCCCAAGUAAUACUGUUAAUGAAUGGAUGCUUGCCAUGGCCUUCUAUCCAAGACCAGAUUAUGACAUUAUCGAGUCUGUUUCUGAACUAAUGCAGCGCGAUUACAUGGACAAUCAAACCAUGUUCUCUAUUUCUACAAUCGUAAAUGGAUUCUGCACCGCUCACGAAAAAUGCGGCAGUUAUCCAUAUGUGUCCGGUAUUGUUCAAAAGCUGGAAUCAAUGUUUAAUAAGUCUUGUACAAAUUUGGAUGAUGUUACAAAGGCAAAUAUUGCGCUUAAGUCAAUUGGAAAUGCUGGUGUGAUGACAGAAACACUUGAGCGAAGCUUGAAAACGUGCAUGAUGAACGAUCAACUUGACCUUGAAAACAGAAUAUCAGCAAUUUCUGCUCAUAGACGGCUGCCUUGUGGAACAAAUUUAAAGUAUCUCUUAAAAUUAUAUCAAAACCAAACAAACACGGAAGAAGUAAGGAUUGCCGCUUACUUACAACUUAUAAGAUGCCCAUCUUAUAUCAUCUUGAAAGAAAUCAGGAAUAUUUUAGAAGAUGAAGAAUACAAUCAAGUUGGUUCAUUUGUAUGGAGUCAUUUGAAGAAUCAGAUGAAGUCUGCUCAAGCGAGCAGAGUCGAAAUCCAAGCCAUGCUUCAAGAUGAAGAACUAUCAGAUAAAUUCAACAAAGAUAUUCGACAAUAUUCUCACAGUUACGAGACAUCAUUUUACCUCAAUAGGUUCGGUUUAGGUGGAUUUUAUGAAACGCAUAUAAUUUUUUCUCAUAAAUCUUAUAUACCAAGGAGUUUGAUGUUUAACUUUACAUUAGACAUUUUUGGAGAAAGCAUUAACGUUUAUGAGAUUACUUUCCACAUUGAAGGACUAGAGUGGUAUGCGGAAAAACUAUUUUAUGCUGAUGGGCCGUUUAGUAAAGAUGCGAUGGAUAAAUUCGUGAAGCUGUUUCGUUUUGUCAGAAGCACGCCAAAUCCUUUGAAAAGUCUUAUUAAUAGCAUUCCAUUCAAAAAAAUAUUAGAUGAGAUAAAGAUAACUACAUCAAUUAAGAUGUUUGGCAAUGAACUGAAAUAUUACACGGUCCAAGGUACCGAUGAAUUUUUGAAACUGCUCUCACUCUUGAACCCGGUGAAAGUAAUCGAAGACUUUUUAAGUGGACAGGAAAUCAAAUUUGAUCGAUCUGCGAUGCUCAUAGACACUUCGUACAUAACUCCCAUGUCCACUGGUAUUCCGGUAAAAUUGAACACGAUUGGGACUGCAGCGAUAAAUUUAAAUGUCCGAGGUUAUAUGAAUUCUUCUAAUUACAAAGCGAAUAAUGAUUUGGAAUUAAAUGGAAAGCUUACUCCUAGUAUUGGUGUGAAUAUAGAGGGAUCGAUGGAAGUUGAUGCCUUUAUUUCACAAACUGGUGUGAAAUUCAAAGCGAGCGUCUUCACUUCGUCUGCUUUAGAAGGGGUGUUCACCAUGAAUUCCCUCGAUUUGAUAAGAGUUUCAUUUUAUUUACCAUUACAAAAAUCUGAAAUAUUUCAUGCUGAGACUCUUUUGAUGCUUGUGAAUAAUAACAAAGAGAUAAUUUUAAAUGGUGUGACAGCUGGGCGCAAAGAGAAAAACUUUUGCUCAUGGUCUAUUCUCGAUGAUACUGUAGGAUUAAAAUUAUGUGCAACAACUGUUUUGCCCAAUUCAACAUAUUUAUUGGAAUCCCCUCUAUUUUUGUUUAGUGGUCCACUUAAAUUUGCUGUUUCACUGAUCAAAUCAGAUCCUACAGCAAAUACAUAUAUUGUUGAAUACAAACUAGAUCGGCAAGCAAAUAAAACCUUGAUUGUAUUAAAAUUUGAAACACCAGGAUCAAAAACAAACAGAGGGAUGAAAGCAGUAAUUGAUUUGGAUAUACAAAGCCAAAACUUAACGCUUGCGUAUCAAUCCAGUCUAACUAAGGUUGAAGCUAGAGGCUUUUACAGAAAUACAAAAACUGACAAACUUGUUAAUUUCGGUUUAGUUAUCAAUGGUAAAAAACAUAUCGACAUACAUGUCGGAGUACAAAUAAUUGAAGGAAAGUAUGGUAACACAUAUCUUCCCAAAUUGCAAUUUUCUAUUAAUGGUAAAUCAAUUACUUCACUGUCUGGUUCGAUAAAGUGGAUAUCUAAGAAGGGAGUUUCUCAGUGCCAUGUCGAUCUCAACUUCAACACAAGUCGAUUUACCAUCGCUAUUAAUGGUGGCACAAGGCGCACUGACAUUUCAUUUGCUGUCGAAUUUAAAUUGGAUUAUAAAUUUGAAGGAAGACAAUUCGAAACAGUUCGGAUUGAACUUAAAAUAGACAAUAAAUCAACUAAAUUUCUCACUCACUACAAAGGCAGGUUAAAACUGGAUUCUACGGCUUAUCCUGAAGUUAAUAUGAUCACUUCUUUAAGAUACCAGAAAGCACACAACCACGUUGAUUGUUUCAUUGAAGUCACCUCAGACCCUUCGGUUGCAAAAGAAGACGAACUAUUAAUGGUGUUGCAUUAUCAAAAGCUUAAUGUUUUCAGCUUUAGUAAGAUGAAUAUAUCAACAUCUAUAGUGAAACCAAGUAGUGAGAUUAAUGUUAAACUGCAGUUUUCUCAGACUGCCUCACCUUCAAACUCGUCCAAAGAAGUUAUUGUACAAUAUGCAACAGGAAAAUCUCUAAUAAUUAAUUUGGAUGUUAAUAUUCCUUUGGGUACUCUGCUUUACUUUGAUUACAAGUUGGGAGUGACCCUUCCUACAGGGGGCGAAAAAAUGCUUGUCAUUUUGAAAGUUCUUGAAAAAAUGUUAAAUGAAUUCGAUUUAGAUAUUUUUGGAAGGUGGUUUAGCGGUCAUACUAUAAAUAUGAAAGGGUCUUAUAUGGACAAAACUACAAAUCUUGUAACAAAUCACAAUUUUAAAGUUUUGGCGAGAUCGGAUCUUUUCAACGACAUUUUGCUCAUUGGACGCUACUUGGACAGUGAAAUGGAUUAUAAAACAGAUUUGCAGGCAGAACACAACAAAAUAAAGUAUGGCUUAAGUAUUAAUCACUCGAUCAAAAGCCCUGGUUAUUAUCAGUCUAUUGUGGAGUUAUUGUAUAACCGCAUGUCGUACACUUUGACCAGUUAUUUGGACUCGAUAAAUAAGAAGGCAAAUAUAGAACUUCAUUUAGACAGAUAUCGAGAUGUCCAUUUAGUAUUUCGUGGAGUAUCAAAUAAAACUAUGGUCGACAGUGCACUAGAUCUGAAAUGGGAUGCGAAUCGAGACCCAUCACAGAAAAUAACCGCAAGUGUUUUGUCGAACUCGUACGGCAAUUUGAACUACGAUGGUAAAUGCAUCAUUGAAUACCCUGGGAGAAUUAUAAACUCAUUCUUCAUGAUGAAACACAACAGAGAAGACUACAUUUUAACCGGAAGUGUACAUUGGAGUAUAAAAGACACGAUAAAAUUAUAUCUACACGGUUUUUAUGACUUGCCUAAGAAUGGUAUUGCAAAACUUAAUGGGAAAUUGGAAACUCCAUUUAAAAAAUGGGAACAACUUACACUGGGUUAUCAGAUACAGUUAGAAAAGCAGAAGUUGAAUUCGAAUGGAAAUGUUAUGUGGCAAAAAAAUGAGAGAGUUGACAUUGAAGUGUCUUAUAAUUAUGGCUUUGACGAAUUAUCUUCUGUGCUGUCAUUUUUAAGUGUGCUGAAUAGCACAAUCCCUGAAGUGAAUUCAAUGCAAGCAGUUAUCCGAUAUAGUUCGUAUCCAAAUGAUUUCAAUACAGGUCUAAUAAUUCAGACCAAUUCAAGCAAUAUUGUAUCAUUAGCAGCCAGUGGGAGUGUGAUGAAUGUGCCACAUCAUUUACAGUAUAACGGUUCUUUUCAUGUAGAAACACCUUUCGCACUUCUGAGAAAGACGGGCAUGACGGGGGAAUUAAACGUUUAUCCUCACAAUUUCGUUGCCAAUCUUCGUAUUAUUGGUAAUGGUAAAAAGUACAUAACACGUGCAACAGGUUCUAUGAGAGUUCUUACUGAAAGCGUUCUUAAUUUUCAUAUUGAGACACCGUUUGAAAAGUACAAAUCCAUUCUUGGCAAAUUUGCUUUUUCUGCUUCGAACAAAACCGGUUUAGCCAACCUUUUUAUAAGUUCCACGCCUGCUCUCGAGUCUGAGAUUAUUUAUUUUUACCAGUCAACUUCCAAUUUCAAUCUAAGGCUCAAAAUUUACACAUCACUGAGUGCUAAGCACCGCUUGCUGCUAGUCGGAAAAAUCAAUCCUGACACUGUCGAUGCACGUUUUAUUUUAAAUUCUUUUGAGCUUGGUCUCUUGGGAAGAUCCCACUACACGUCUUGGAAGGACAUCGAUUAUAGUCUUAAAAUUUACACUCCUAUCGAUGGAUAUCAUAGAGGUGCUGCAAUGGCUAAAAUGAUUUUAGAAGGAAAAGUGGAUUUUGAGGCCUCAGUUAGUUUGGCUGAGAGGAAGGUGGGAUUGAAAGUUCAGGCGAUGCUCAGACCAGAAGAUAAAUUUGCCUUGCCAUUUGUUCCGCCGAAAAAAGGAAACGACACAACUGAAGAAGAAGAACCAAUUAUCCCUUUAAUCACACUUGAAGAAAUUUACAUGGGUGACAGUUAUUGGAGAGGCGUUUUCCAAUUGGACACGCCCAUGUAUCCAACUGUCCACGGAAUAAUGCAAAUAAAUGAAGAUGGGGAUGAUUAUAAUGUCAUUGCAUAUGUCAGCUUUCCAUUUUUGCAGUUAAGGAUGGCGGACGACUUUACAUUUGUGGAUUAUUUGAAUAUCAAAAACAAUUUUGAUGUGACAACAUCUUGCUACUGUUUCUCGGCGGCCAACAGUUCUUUUUCGCUACAGGGUAAAAUAGGUAGAACCCUUGAUUUAAACUUGGAUGCAAAUGCCCAUUCUUAUGAAAACUUUUAUACGGGUUUUUCAAAGUUGGCAUGCGAAUACGUUGCUGACAACCUAGAGGAGAAUAGCGAAAGCAACGAAGGAACGUACCGAAUUGGGCUUGAAGUUGAGACACCUUUGUCAUUUUUAAAACGUACAUUAAUGAAUGGAAAAUUAAAAAUAGAAAACCCUUUAUACACUGCGAAUGUUACAUUCGAAAUGAAUAACAAUUUGGUUGUUUUAAACGGAGAACUAGAGAUUGCCAAUGAUUAUUUUGAAAGUGAUGUUGAGUUGAAAAUAAAUACAUCAUUGUUCAACCUUCCUUGGUGUACAAUUUAUCUAAACAAGGAUUUUAUCGAAUUAGAGAGGAAAAUGAUUAUAAAGAUCGGUCUACCAAAUGAAAAAGGGACAUCAAUUGUACAUUAUGGGAUACGGGUCGGUUGGCUUCAUGAUGCGCCAUCGUAUAUGAAAUAUGCUAUAAUUAUUACAACGCCGUAUCCUACAAUUGGUGUUGUCGAAAGUGGCGUUGAGUAUUCUGGAAAUAUCCGACCUGAAGAGUAUAGACUUGAAACAUAUUUAAGAUACACAAACAAAACUGAAAUGAAAGCCCUUGCUAUUAUUAAAAAACAGACAUUUUCUGUCAAAAUCGACUCAACUUUUAAUUCAUACAGGAAAAUCAAUAUUGGUGGGAAUUUUAAAAAUGAGAAAGGUGGAAAAUCUUUUGAAACAACUUUCAAAGCGGAUAAAACGUAUAGGCUGCAGGGUUUUUUAAGUCUAAACAAAAAUAGCCCAAUAAAAAUUGAAUUGCUCUUUUACCAAUUACCAACCCACAUUGAAUUUGUGAGUUUCAAAUUAAAUUCCGAGGAAAAAAAGAAUAGACGUUUUAUCACCGCCAUAAUCAAGAUCCAAGAGAAAUUAAUUAACGUCUAUUGUGAUUAUGGUUUUCUACAACAAAUCGGCAUAAAUGUCAACUUUUUGGUGAACUCUCAGUUUGAAGGAUAUGAAGCGUUGAGUUUGAAUGGAGUUUUUCUGAACAAGGAACACGACCUAACGAUAUACAAAAUAAAUACAAACGUCAAAUCCCAAUUGAUCACCAGAGAAAUUAAAAUAAAAGGAGAUGUGUUGUUAAAAGAUAAAGGAGGAAUAUUUAGAAUAAAUCUUAAUAGUGAAAGUUUUCACGGAGAUGCCAAUCUUCAAUGGAUGAUUGUCUGGUUUGAACUUCUCUCGUUUGACAUCACGGGCAAAGGGAAGUUUGGAGAUGCCUCAAAGGAGUUAAUAUCCCACGUUCAUUUUUGGAAUGUCGACAAUGAUUUCCAGGAAACUUCAUUCAGUGUCAACAUUGAUUUUAACAAAAGGGAUUGGUGGUUAUGCACAAAUGCCACUUUAUUAUGGCCAUCUUGGAACAAUCUUCGUUUCAUGUCGUUUGCCGUUCUACCUCAUAAAAUGAACGUGACACACACAGUUUUGAGCAAAUUAUUUUACAAUAGAGAUUAUUCCUAUAUUACUUACAUUGUUAAGUAUAUAAAAGAACCGAACCAGUUUGAUUUUAUUUCGAUGAGUGAGGUGGUAUUAAAAAAAGAUUUGUCAACUGGAGUGGUUUUAUUAAAAACCGGAAAACACAGGAUUUUCGAUAAUUUCAAACUGAAGAAGGUCAACAAUGUUUAUGAUAUUCAUAACAUACUUCAAUCUACAAAUAUGAAAGAGGAUCUAUCGCUUGAUAUCAAUUACCAAGAUCUAAUGCCUAAAAAACUUGUAAGAUUGUUUGUCUAUUAUCCAUGGCCACAUUCCAUUGUAAAUUCAGAUGUCGAUUUUGAAGCGAUCAAUAACUUCAAAGCUGAAAUGAACUUUUCUACGGUUUUUAAAGCAUUCCCCCAUGUAAAUGCUUUGGUUAAUUUAAUAACCACCAGGCCCUUCUAUCAAAGAUUUGGUCAAAUUAAAUGGACAAAUAAAACUGCACUUAUGAAUUACACACAUGUUUCCCAGUUGGAGAAAGAAAUACAAUUAACAGAAGGUAACGUUUUCCUUGUGAUACCACUCACAACCGUGCAUUACGGCCAUCUCAACUAUAUAUACAACAGCACCGAAACCAAGGCUGACGGCUAUUCAAAGUUACUGUACAAUAAUGAUAUCAUCAUGAGUGGUACAUACAUCAGAAACUCGAAAUUUACUAAGUACAGUUCCAACGAUUUAAUCGAAAUCUCGGUUAACAACAGUUAUGCCCCAGCAGGGAUAAUAUAUGGACAUAACAACAGUAGACAAUACCCCCUUCAGGAUAUUAGACGGAUUGAACUAUUUAAAUUGAAUAACAAAUCAAGAUUUCAUGUAACGGGAGAGUACGAAGUAGUUCGACACAAGAAUAAUAAGCUAGUCACAGUUAGAGGUUUUAACAAACAGCGAAUGGUGACUGUUCAAACUUUUUCUGAAGGUGACACAAUAUAUAUUUCAAAUGCAAACUUUUCUUUAAAACCUAAUGUGUGGUUUGGCUCUGGUUUUAAAAUAAUUAACAAGGAACACAUCCAAGGAAAACAAAUGGAAUUCAACAUAUCAUUUCCACGGCGGCAUUUUGCGAUAAUCGGGGAUUACGAGUGGACAAACAUGGAUUUCAAAAUGGCUCUGACACUUGAACCGAAUAAAUUCAGUUUUGCAAAAAAUGUAACUGGUAACUUACACUGGCAUAAGAUACCAAGCCAAAAUGCCAAUGAUUUGUUGAUAACCAUUAAACACGCUUCAUUUCUCAAGGACAUUAUAUUUCAUGGGUAUCUAUCCAAAAACAGAAGUACUCCAUUAGUGGUAACUCUUACUGCUGAAUACUCCAUGGAUCCUAAGAAAAAACUCAAUGUCAAUGGAAUCAUAUUGAAUUUGAGUAAAACUCCGAAAGUAUUUUAUCAACUAAAUUUACAAGGAAGUCAUCCGGCAUCAAGAUUCAGGAUUUAUGGAUCAGGAUAUUUUAAAGCACGAGAUCAAGUUAUAGAAUUCAAUAAAAAUAUAACAUACAAAAGAGGAUAUUCACCGUUAAAAUUCUGGUAUACCAAUGGUAAAAUGUCAACAAAGCAGAAAUAUGUUGAAUUUGAGAGGCAUUCUCUGCUAGAAAUGACAUAUUUAAAAGGAAAAUAUGGAAAAUUUAAAAACAAGUAUUAUCUUAAUUGUACAUUCGCCAAUGGAGAGACAACAAGAAUCACAUCAGAUUUUUACGUCGAUCUUGGAAAUUAUCAGACCGCUUUGACAGUCAACUUCACCCCAAAUGCUAGUGAACAGUUGUUGAUGGAUGGUUGGUACAGAGAUCAAAGGCAUGCUCAACUGAGAGUGUGGAGGACAUACGAGGAUUUUGAAAUCAGCGAUGUCAUUUGCUUGACGAGAUUAAACCAUUCACGGAUGUUGACAUCUCUCCUGAUCUGGAGGCCUGAUAUAAAGGAAGAUUUAAAAGAUUUUGUUCAGACAACGUCGAAUGAUAUUUGGGAGUACUCAGUUAGCACGGCGAAUUUUUGGACAAAUUACAUAAAAUCGGAAGCAAUCGAAACUAUAACUGAUAUUUGGUUGGAUGCAAAACCAAUUGUACAAGAUUUCUUGGAAGAUGUGAGGGAUGUGAAAAAUUUGGAAGAUGACAUCGAUUGGAUAAAAGACAUUUUCAAUGAUGCGUAUUACAACAAUGAAUUUUACAUGAAAGACAUAUACAACAUGUAUCAAGUGCUUGCAGAAGAAAUUGCUUUCAGGGAAAAAAUGGCUCAUGUACCAAAACUCGUAAAUGAACUUUGGGAAGUGAUGGGUGAGACUGGAGAAACGAUGCGAAAAUCAAUUCUCUGGCUGGUUGAAACUAUUAAAAAUGCAUAUGAGAAAACUGUCGAUUUUCUCAAGGGAAUUGUGACUGGUGAGAGUUUUGAUCAGAUGUCUCUAUUUAUAAGAGAACUCAUUGGAAAAUAUGACGACAUUAUCAAGGAUAUGCAUAUAUCUUUCUCACAUUAUAUGGAAGAAUUAUGGGCCCAAGUCACAGAUUUUAUGACACAUUAUAUGGCAAAGAGCAUAAUGUCAAUUGAACCUAGUUUCAUUCAGUUUGUCCAUAAUAUUGAAUCUGUGUUUUGGGACAGCAGUAAAAAAGUGUUAGAGUUUCUGUACGAAAAGCAAACGGAGCUCUUGAAAAAUCCAGUUUUCAACCAAAAAUUUAGUUUCACAAAGGAUUUGGACGCUUUCUACGAGGAUUUAACUAAAUACGACUUUUUGACAAAUUUGAAAAAAUACGUGACAAUUUUGUAUAACGUCAUCACAAAGAAAUAUGUCACGAUGGUGCCAUUCGGUAAGGAAUUGAAUGAAAUCGGAUCUGAAAUUGUUGGAGGAAUGUCUGAGUUGAAAAAACUUCCAUUUGUUACGUUCACAUUGGAUUUGCUGAGAGACAUGUACAGUCAGGCUGAAUGGUUAUAUAAUUAUUUAAAUUUGAACGACAAAUUAGAAAGUUUACUGCCAAUAUUGUACCACACAGUUCGUGAUUUAAUGAAUACCGCACUGGAUAAUGAAAUCAUAAAUCAUGCUGCAAGGACGAUAUUUAUUUUUGAGCCAGAUAGAGGGCGAAUUGUACUUAAGCAAACUCUACCUAUUCCAUGGCAUGCAUUCAAUGAAACACCUAAUUAUGCGGAAAUUCCCGAGUAUAAAAUGAUAAGCAAAAUCCAAAAGUUUUUAUCACCAAAAAAUAAAACAUUUUGGUCUUAUUACUAUAAAUAUGCACCCAUCUUCCAAUCUGAUAUGUGGUUUCCACCUUUUGACACACAAGCUCUGAUUAUUGGUAAUCGGUAUAUCAUGACAUUUGAUAAAGUUAGCUACCAGUUUUCUCCUCAAUGCUCAUACCUCCUAGCAAACGACUUUAUGAAGGGAACGUUUUCGUUAAUUUUGAGAUAUGUCAGCCCAAAGAAAUACCUCAUUUCAAUUUUAGUACACAAUAAAGUGAUUAACGUCGACCUCUUGAAAAAUCAAUUAGAAGUUGAGGGCGAAAAAGUUUUGCAUUUACCAUUCCAGUUAAAUGACACUUUUAUUAGCGCUCAGGAAGGUCUAGCAGUGAUAGAAAGCAAAAAUGGUUUUACAUUGAAAUGUAAUUUUAAAUAUGACGUAUGUGGGUUUAAAAUUUCAGGGUGGUAUUUUGGAAAAACUGCAGGCCUUUUGGGGACAGUAGACAAUGAGGCAAAAACGGACUAUUUGACAUCGUACGGAUACUUAGAUUCGAAUGUAACGUCUUUCGUAAAAAGCUGGGGCCUUGGGACUUGCCAUCCUGAAAAUGAAAGAAGUGUUGGCAGAUUAUCUCCUGCAAACAGUGAACACUGUAACAGUCUAUUUACAACUAAAAUAUCUUCAUUCGCACCUUGCUUUUCUGUCAUAAAUCCGUUGCCCUUCAAUGAAAUGUGUCUCAAGAGUAUUCCGAGCGUGUUCGACGAUGAAAUAUGCUCUGCAGCCUAUGCCUACAUUGAAGCGUGCAAAAAUGAAUUUAUCCCAUUGAAAAUUCCGCAAUUUUGUGUCGAGUGUUCGAUAAAUGACAUUAGCAUUGAUGAAGGAGUCGUGCACACACUGAGAGAUCGUUAUGUACCCCGUUCCACUGAUGUUGUUUUCAUCAUGGAGGCUAAAGAAUGCAAUCAAUACAUGAGAGCGAAACGCUUAGUUUCUACAUUUGUAACUAUUCUUACAAAGGAAUUGGCCUCUGUUAAACUGCUAAACAACAGAUUUGCUGUUAUCACUUAUGGAGGAGAUGGAGUUUUUGAUAAACCAAGGAGUGUACUAGUGAACAAUAACAUUUUCACAAAUGAGAAAAUGAUCCCAAAAUUUUUCGAAAGGAUAAAGUCAGGUAAUGGCAACACAGACAUAUUUGGAGCGUUGAAAUAUGCGACGAUGCUCCAGUUCAGGCCAGGAGUGUCAAAAACAUUUAUACUGAUCCCUUGUUCAGGCUGUGAUCUUUCAAAUAUGACAGUGGAAUAUGGUGUUCUGAGUCAGGAAUUUAUAGAAAAAAACAUCACAUUGCAUGUUCUAAUGAAUACAGAUUUUAACUUCCAAAAGUUUGGCAUCAGCAAAAUAUUUUAUGGUCUUGAUUCAGAAAGAGCAUACACAAAAACUGAUUAUCAAGGUGAUAUGGAGUUAAGAAGCCAAAUAAAACUUACAAAAUCAAUGAUGGGCUAUUGCACACCAUUAGCACUGGAAACAAAUGGUACAAUAUUUACUGGAAAAAGGAUGGGAAGUGAAAAUCUUACAUUGGUGAAAAAGUUCUGUAAUGCUUUUGCAAGGCGUAUCGCCUCGUCUGCCCAUCCCGACCCGUGUCAAAACUGUGAAUGCGGAGCCGAUGAAAACGGAAUCGAAAUUGUCGAAUGUUCUCCUUGUUCUGUCCCUAUACCUGCUUAUUCGGACUUUUACUUCAAGGAUAACGGAACAUCUUUCUUACAGCAAGCGUUUGAACAAUUUGGAGCCGAUAGCAAUUUUAAUUAAUUUCUUAUAUCUGUAAAUAGAAUACAAACAAUAUUGCAUGAUGAUAUUAUUUGAUUAAAAUAUCGCUAUUAUGUUAUGAAUUUAUUUAUUUAAUUUACACAAUAAUUUUUUGCUAGCAGUU